Fomitopsis serialis is the source of this 1128-nucleotide messenger RNA. RefSeq lists its product as uncharacterized. The record is from RefSeq and is a predicted model, not a curated record. Lineage: Eukaryota; Fungi; Basidiomycota; Agaricomycetes; Polyporales; Fomitopsidaceae. The coding region runs from base 1 to 1128 and encodes 375 amino acids. The transcript has 2 exons. Gene Ontology annotation, molecular function: heat shock protein binding. Gene Ontology annotation, cellular component: cytoplasm; nucleus.
AUGGACGACAGCGCGGAUCCUAUCUCGCAGUUUUUCUCAGACUCAGAGUCUGUAGAUCUAUACGAGGUGCUCUCAGUCUCCCGCGACGCCAGGCCAGACGAGAUCAAGAAGGCCUAUCGCCGGCUUGCCCUAGCGCACCAUCCUGACAAACACGCCACCGCGAGUGAAUCUGCCAAGGCCGACGCGUCGCUGAAGUUCCAGCAGAUCGGCUUUGCGUAUUCUGUGCUCUCCGAUGAGAAGUGGAGGUCGCGGUACGACAAAACGGGCAAGACGGAUGACGGCGCGGGACUCUCGCCCGGAGAGGAUGGCUGGGAGGCGUACUUCGAGGAGCUCUUCGACAGUGUCACCAGAGAGAAACUCGAUGACGACAAGAAACGGUAUCAGGGUUCUCUGGAGGAGAUCGAAGACGUCAAGCAGGCGUAUGUCGAGACGAAUGGGUGUAUCGGCGACAUUAUGAACCACGUCCCCCAUUCUACCCACGACGACGAAGCACGUUUCAUCGUGAUGAUAUCUAAGCUCAUCAAAGAUGGCACCCUUCCAUCUCUCCCGGAAUGGGAGUCGAGCAGCAAGGACGAGAGGGCGAAACUCGUCCGCAGCAAGCAGAGCCAGAAGGAGGCUAACGAGGCGGAAGAGCUCGCUAAGGAGCUCGGUGUGUGGGACGAGUUCUACGGCACUGGCAAGCCUGGAGCGCGAAAGGGGAAGAGAAGUGAGAAGGGGAAGGCAAAGGGGAAGAAGAAGGGGAAGGAGAAGGGGAAGGAGAAGGAGAAGGAGGUGCAGGAAGACAGCGGCGAGGCGGAGGAGGACCAUUCUGUGCUGCAGGCCCUCAUCUUGAAGAAGCACAAGGACAGAGACCGCUUCUUCGAUAGCCUUGCGGAGAAAUAUGCUGAGCCUCAAUCAAAGGGCAAGAAGGGCAAGAAGCGUGGUAAAGCAGCAGCAGACGAGGAGGAGGAGGGGCCGCCGGCGAAGAAAGCAAAGAAGGGCGCCGUCGAAAUGCCUGACAUUGACGAUGAAGAAUUCGCAAGGUUGCAAGACAAAUUGUUCGCAGACAAGGCGAAAGACACUGAGGCUGCGUCAUCGCCCAAGAAAAGAGGACGUGCAGCUACGAAAGGGCGCAAGGCUGCAAGAUGA